AGUUGGCGUCAUGCUGCAGACCGCUCAAACACAGAUAGCGCACAAACACACACCCGAUCUCUCACUCUCUCGCGUGUAGCAACCAAGGGAGCAAAUGGCGCCGGUGAAGGUGUUCGGGCCGGCGAUGUCGACGAACGUGGCCCGGGUGCUGGUGUGCCUGGAGGAGGUCGGCGCCGAGUACGAGGUGGUCGACAUCGAUUUCAAGGCCAUGGAGCACAAGAGCCCCGAGCAUCUCGUCAGAAACCCCUUCGGCCAAAUCCCUGCCUUCCAGGAUGGGGAUCUGCUUCUCUUCGAGUCACGCGCAAUUGCAAAGUACGUGCUCCGCAAGUACAAGAAGAACGAAGUGGACCUGCUGAGGGAAGGCAACCUGAAGGAAGCGGCAAUGGUGGACGUAUGGACGGAGGUGGACGCGCACACCUACAACCCGGCCAUCUCGCCGAUCGUGUACGAGUGCCUCAUCAACCCGCUCAUGCGCGGCCUGCCGACCAACCAGACGGUGGUGGACGAGAGCCUGGAGAAGCUCAAGAAGGUGCUGGAUGUCUACGAGGCGCGGCUGUCCAAGCACGAGUACCUCGCUGGGGACUUCUUCAGCUUCGCGGACCUCAACCACUUCCCCUACACCUUCUACUUCAUGGCCACGCCGCACGCGGCCCUCUUCGACUCGUACCCGCACGUCAAGGCCUGGUGGGAGAGGAUCAUGGCGAGGCCCGCCGUCAAGAAGCUCGCCGCACAAAUGGUUCCCAAGAAGCCGUGAUUUGCAAGGCGGGAUUUCGCAUCGUGGGAUGAGAUCUCUGAUCUGUGUGGCGUUUUCUUGUUGGUGUCGCGAAUAAGGCAAAUGAGCUCGUGUGUGUGUGUGGCUGGAAUUGCACCAGCGUGCAGUUUCUGGGCUUUGCGUGUGUGUGGUUGUGGAAACUCUUGAGAUGGAACAAUGUCUUCAUAAUGCUUCCAUAUUUGUUGCCAAGUUAUUUUUGUGGGGAUGAACAAAAAUUCUGUUUGCUAUGAUUUUGUAGGGAUAAUCUUCCUAA
Messenger RNA from Triticum dicoccoides, 1025 nucleotides. RefSeq names its product probable glutathione S-transferase GSTF1. Bases 95 to 754 code for a protein of 219 amino acids. Gene Ontology annotation, biological process: glutathione metabolic process. Gene Ontology annotation, cellular component: cytoplasm. The record is from RefSeq and is a predicted model, not a curated record. Gene Ontology annotation, molecular function: glutathione transferase activity; glutathione binding. The transcript is spliced from 3 exons. NCBI's taxonomy places the organism in Eukaryota, Viridiplantae, Streptophyta, Magnoliopsida, Poales, Poaceae.